GGCUGGGCGGCGAGCGAGUGUGAAGGCCGGAGAUCACUCCCGACGUAGGUGGGGUUAGAUGCCAACGGAGUCUGGUAGGGAUCAAAAUUACUAAAGGGGCGUUAGGCACCGCGGGCAACGUUCCCGAGAUACUGCCUUUCCCUUAGGACCAGGCAGAGCCACGACUCCUAAGAUGCACUUGGGCAAUGACGUAACGUGGCGUCGCCAGGGCCUAACUACGAGCGGUUCCAUGGUAACGGUGAGGAGAGUGGUUGGGAGCUGCAGUCAUUUUGCUGCUACCUCAGACUGCUGUAGUCCGAAGGGAUGAGAAAGAGAGGAUAUAUAUCCUUGUCUUUGUAUAUUCAUAUCUUGGCUCUGACAGGAUGCAUUAAAGUGACUGACACUGGGGAGGAAAAUUGGGAACAAAGAUUGGCUGUUGAUUAAUGUUCCUGUUGGCGAAAGUCCUACAAGAAUCCUUCUGGGCUCAAAGGGCAAAAGGAUUGAAGGUGGUGGUUUACCUGCCCUGAGGCAAUCCAUGGAGCCUUGGAGCCAAGUUUGGUUUGCCCAGCCCUAGUAACUGCUAGGCUUUUGUAUAUGAUAAAGGCAAUUGGAAGAUUAAGAAAAACUUAUGAAGUAACUGGGUGAGGAGAAGGAAAAAAAAAGAUUUUUUUAAAACGGAUACGUGUAAACUGGAGAAAGAUCGCCUGAAGUGGAAUCACCGUGGCUGAGUGGCAACGUCCAAAGAAAAUUGAGCUGUCCUGGUUUCAGUUGCGCACAUAUGAAUGCAGGCGGCUGCCUUUCUGAUGUGUAGUUUCUUGCGAUGAAGAAAAACUGCUGAAGUCAUGAGGCUGCUCCAAGCAGAGCCCUCAUGUGAGUCAUACGAAAGCUCCAGCAUUGCUGACCUCUGGCAAAAAGGGAGUGAACAAGGACAGGAGAGGCAGAGGGAGAGAGGUUCAAGUGCCAGGUUUUCUCCUUGAACCUAGAAGAUUAUGGGCCAAGAGCUGUGUGCAAAGACUCUGCAGCCUGGAUGCAGCUGCCAUUGCUGUUGGGAGGGAGGAGAUGCACACAGCCGUCAGAGGAGUGCUCCGGUGAUGAUGGAGGCUGCGAUCAAGCUAACAGACCUAAAAGAAGCAUCAUGUUCCAUGACUUCAUUUCACCCCAGGGGACUUCAGGCUGUCCGUGCCCGGAAGUUCAAGAGUAAAAGGCCACGGAGUAACAGCGAUUCUUUUCAGGAAGAGGAUCUGAGUCAGGGUUUUCAGUGGAGGAAGAGCCUCCCCUUUGGGGCAGCCUCAUCUUACUUGAACUUGGAGAAGCUGGGUGAAGGUUCUUACGCUACAGUUUACAAGGGGAUUAGCCGGAUAAAUGGACAACUAGUGGCUUUAAAAGUCAUCAGCAUGAAUGCAGAGGAAGGAGUCCCAUUUACAGCCAUCCGGGAAGCUUCUCUCCUGAAGGGUUUGAAACAUGCCAAUAUUGUGCUGCUCCAUGACAUUAUCCACACCAAAGAGACACUGACAUUCGUUUUUGAAUACAUGCACACAGACCUGGCUCAGUAUAUGUCUCAGCAUCCAGGAGGGCUUCAUCCUCACAAUGUCAGGCUUUUCAUGUUUCAACUUUUGCGGGGCCUGGCGUACAUCCACCACCAACACGUUCUCCACAGGGACCUGAAACCUCAGAACUUACUCAUCAGUCACCUGGGAGAACUCAAAGUGGCUGAUUUUGGUCUUGCUCGGGCCAAGUCCAUUCCCAGCCAGACAUACUCUUCAGAAGUUGUGACUCUCUGGUACCGCCCUCCUGAUGCCUUGCUGGGAGCCACUGAAUAUUCCUCUGAACUGGACAUAUGGGGUGCAGGCUGCAUCUUUAUUGAAAUGUUCCAGGGUCAACCCUUGUUUCCUGGGGUUUCCAACAUCCUUGAACAGCUGGAGAAGAUCUGGGAGGUGCUGGGAGUCCCUACAGAGGAUAACUGGCCUGGAGUUUCCAAGCUACCUAACUACAAUCCAGAAUGGUUCCCACUGCCUAAGCCUCAGAGCCUUCAGAAUGUCUGCAACCGGUUAGACAGGGCUCCGGAAGCUGAAGACCUGGCCUCCCAAAUGCUGAAAGGCUUUCCAAGAGACCGUGUCUCCGCCCAGGAAGCACUGGUUCACAAUUAUUUCAGGGCCCUGCCUGCUCAGCUGCACCAACUUCCUGAUGUGGAGUCUCUAUUUACAGUUUCAGGCGUGAGGCUAAAGCCAGAAAUGUGUGACCUGUUGGCCUCUUACCGGAAAGGUCACCACCCAGCCGGGUUUAGCAAAUGCUGGUGAAAAGAAAGGGCGAGAUCACCAAGAUUUUCCAGGACUACCUGUAUUGCUGUUUCCGUUUUAAUUUGCUUCCACUUACUAAGAAGCUUCAAAUCUAACUCCACACUGGACCAAGGGUUUUAUACCACCACCUGUGAUGUGGAAUAUUUUAAAUAUGAUGUCCAAGGCAACAGUGCAUAAUACUUGAGGAAAAAGCAAUGAAAGGUUACUGCUGCUGUCAUUUGCCUAGAAUUUAACAGUGAUUGGCUCAAAAAUUAGACAUAGAUUGAAAUCAUCUGAGAAGAGAACUGCUGAAUAAUUUCAUUCAUUACGUUAUUUGAUAGAGUGAUCCUUGGGCCAGAAGGAGAACAGGACAGACGGGAGACAACAAUUGAAAGACUUUGGAGACAGAGCUGGUGCUUGCAGAGGCCUGUCACUCCUGUGGUCACUUACAAUUUCCCGCAACAAAAGGACUUCUGUGGCAAGGAGAGGAUUAGUCUAAAGUUUAGAAAAGUCUACAGGGAAGGUGGUUUCUUGGAUAAAGUUGUCAACGAAAGGAGUCUUGCUUAAGACUCUUUGUUAUGAUUUCCUAGGGGCCGCUUCUUCCUUCACUAACUGGAUUGUCAAAACACAUCACCGCCCCAUCCCAGCCAGAUUUUGGGAGUUUGGAUUGAACUGCUGGUUAGAAUUAAAUUUCAGGCUGUCUCCUUCUACUGAAUCCUAAUUGUCUGUGAUGACAGCAAAAGUGAUGAGUAAUCUCAGCUCUGACUUGAUGGCAGAGAUACUGAAUAGAUAGAUAAGAGCAAAGAGUUCCAAAGUUGUAAUUCAAGUCCUGUUGCACCAUGAGAUACACAUGCUUGUGUGCACACACAUAAGCCUCAAAUAAAAUGAGGGAUCUGUCUCGGCUAACAUGUGUUUCAUUUUCUACAAUGGGUCCUUCUAAAAGAAGCUGGGGAAACUCAAAUUACUUCAUCUGGGGAUGAUCUACUCAGGAAAUGUAGUAGCCUAGAAACCAGAGACCGCUAUAUAGCCUUUAGAAGAACAAGGAUGAACUAAUUAAGAGAGAAUUUAAAAAUAGUACCUAUGCACUCAGAGUCUGAGAUGGAAGGAGGAAAAAUGUACACAGAUGGUCCAAAGAAAUCUACCUUACCGAGUAUUUGAUUUUAGUAAGGCAUUUGACAAAGCCUGUCCAGAUAUACCUGAAAGAUGAAACUGUGUGGGCUGGGUGAUGAGGCAGAUCUAUGUGCUCAAAGAACAGUGGCCUUACUGGAGAAAGGCCAGCAGUGGUGUGGUACAAGUUUCAGCCCUAAGUUCUAUUCUGGUCAAAUGUUUUUAUUAUUAAUCACUUGAAUAAAACUGGAGAAGGCACACAGUUUAUUCAUAUAACUCAUUAAAGUAAGUACUGUUAUUACUCAUUUAUUACUUCCAUUUUACAAAAGAGGAAACUGAGGCUCAGAGAAGUUAACUAACUCCUUUGUGGUAGGACAGCAGAGGUAAGGUACACACCUGAGGUCUGGCAGUCUCCAAUGUCUAUGAUCUUUCCAGUAAUCACAUACCUAUCAUAUCUGUAGCAUACACAACUCUUGAAGAGGCAGCUGACACCUAGCAUUGGAUCAUGAUUCAAAAGCCUGAGAUCUUGCUAAAAGCUAAUGUGUAGCAUUACACAUCUAUUAGAAUGGUCAAAUUCCAGAACACUGACAGCACCAAAUGCUGCCAGGGAUGGGGAGCAACAGGAACUCUCAUUGUUGGUGGAAGUGCAAAAGGGUACAGCCACUUUAGAAGACCGCUUGGCAGUCUCUUACAAAACUAAGCAUACUCUUACCAUAGAUCCAGCAAUCAUGCUUCUUUGUAUUUACCCAAAGGAGCUGAAAAGUUAUGUCUACACAAAAACCUGCACACAGAUGUUAAUAGCAGCUUUAUUCAUAAUCGCCAAAACUUUAAAACAACCAAGGUGUCCUUUUGUAGAUAAGUGGAUAAAUAGACUGUGGUACAUCCAGACAAUAGAAUAUUAUUCAACAGUAAAAAGAAAUGGAACGAUCAAGCCAUGAAAAGACAUGGAGGAACCCUAAAUGAAUAUUACUAAGUGAAAGAAGCCGAUCUGAAAGUCACAUACUACAUCAUUACAACUAUUUGACAUUCUGGAAAAGGCAAAACUAUAGAGACAGUAAAAAG
Aethalodelphis obliquidens (Pacific white-sided dolphin) is the source of this 4424-nucleotide messenger RNA. RefSeq names its product cyclin dependent kinase 15 (gene CDK15). The record is from RefSeq and is a predicted model, not a curated record. Bases 969 to 2276 code for a protein of 435 amino acids. Gene Ontology annotation, molecular function: cyclin-dependent protein serine/threonine kinase activity; cyclin binding; ATP binding. Gene Ontology annotation, cellular component: nucleus; cytoplasm; cytosol. The transcript is spliced from 18 exons. Gene Ontology annotation, biological process: protein phosphorylation. Lineage: Eukaryota; Metazoa; Chordata; Mammalia; Artiodactyla; Delphinidae.